AUGCGGCGCACACGGAGAAAAGGAGGACAAGACUCGAGGUGUGGAGAUUAUGAAAGUGUUCGGGCAAAGAGGCACGAUGACGAUUACGUGGAGCAACUCGGUGAUAGGGAGUUUGGAAGAUGGGCCUGUGUUGGUGAGGCGGAUAGAACCCUGACACCUCCGUCGUCCAAGUCUCCUCUUGAGAAGGCAGCUGCUUUGGCUUCUGGUUGGGUUGCUGACCUAUCAACGUCAGUGGCUGAGUCCGUUCCACGCACGUUGGACCAGGCUAGGUUGAGGGUUUCAACCGGAGUGGCGUCCCUCCCUAAUCGCCUGCACCGAUCGCUACCUUCCAUCGCGUCCCUUCACUUCCAACGCCUCCCUCUUCUCCUCUUCUCCUCGUUCAUUUUCCUCCUCCUGCUGUACCGCACAAUCAACUGCAUGUUCCUCGCAGCUUCCUCUGCUGUGCGUUAUUUCCUCGCACCACGACAUGCUGCAACUCCUGAAUCGAGCUUGGAGCAGGAGGAGAAAAAGGCUGAGCGCAUGGCACGACAGCAAAACCGGAAGAAGAAGAGCCAAAGUGGAGCUGGAGGAAAGCGUUAA
Closterium sp. NIES-65 is the source of this 579-nucleotide messenger RNA. NCBI's taxonomy places the organism in Eukaryota, Viridiplantae, Streptophyta, Zygnematophyceae, Desmidiales, Closteriaceae. The record is from the annotation of a GenBank genome assembly.